AAAAUCAGUUGUUUCGUGUUUACAAAAAACAUUCUCACUUUCUGUGUAUUUACUUCCUAUUUUACAGCAAUAACUUAAUUUAUUUCCAUGUGUGAUUCAUAGCUAGCUUGACGUUCUUUAUUAAAUAAGACAGCAGAUGCCUGUGUCUUCCUUAUAAGGAAAAGUUCAAGGUACAGAAAUUUGCAAUAGAACUGACAUAAUCGAAUAAAGAAUCACAUUACCAAACCCAAACCACACCGAUCCACACCAUACCCGAACUCUAUCAUACUCAACCAACAACCAACAACAAAUCUCAGAACCAACAACAAAACCCAAAAGUUCAACCAACCAUUCCAUAUCAAAAAAACAAUGUCAAUUGAUAACACAAACUCCCUAACAUCUUCAAUGAUCAGCCGAACAGACUCUAUCAUGUCAUCAGAUGUCGACGACGACCUCAAAAGCAUCUUCAAAGACUACGACCAAAUGUCAGAACUCGAAUUAUCACAAACAAAAGAAAAAUGCAUGUCUUUAAUUCAUGAAUCAGAAGUUGAAAGUUCACAGCAUAAAUGGCUUGUGAGAAAGCUGGUGGAACUAAGGUAUCGGCAUGUCCUACUCACAUCUGACAAACAAGAUGAAACAUGCAAAGAAGUGUCAGUAUCUGGCCACAAUUUCAAGUCCAACAAGCAGAUACCAUCAAAAAGAAUUUUCUGUGAUUUAUGCACCAAUUGCAUUUGGAUCUUCCAGCAGUGCUUCACAUGCAUCAAUUGCUCAUUUAAUGCUCAUUCAAAAUGUGUCAAAUACAUUACUCGAACAUGCUCGCAUGUUAUUGUGUGUGAAAAAGGAGUUCCUGAAAGUCGAAUAUGUCCUGAGAUUGGACUUGCUUUACAGGCAUACCGCUGUGCUGAGUGUCGAAUCCAGUUAAUGAAUAAGCAAUAUUAUUUAGAACCGCGAAAGUGCCAUUAUAGUGGAUUAUAUUUCUGCAAGUCAUGUCAUUGGAAUAAUUAUAGUAUAAUCCCGGCCAACAUAACACACAAUUGGGACUUUGAACAGCGCCCUGUAUCCCGAUCAGCACUGCAAGAAAUUAAUUUAUUUUAUGAACGUCCUGUGAUUAAACUUGAAGCUUUAAAUCCAAAACUUUUUGUCUUCGUUCAGAAACUUGGAACGGCAAAGAUGAAGCGACUCCAGUUAAUGGAAAUGAAGAGAUAUUUGGAUGUUUGUAAAUUUGCACUUGAUGUAAAGCUUGUUAAUAGAAUUGUGAACAAUAGGAGGUACUUGGUGGAGGGGUCUGAAAUGUACAGCGUUUAUGAUUUAGUCUGCAUCGAGAAUUGUAGCUUUUUUGAGUUGCUGAAUGCAAUUAUUAGCAAGUUUAAACAACAUAUCAUGACUUGUGAGAUUUGCCGAGGACAUGGCUUCAUCUGUGAGUUUUGUGGUGAUUCUCAGCCAAUUUUUCCAUUUAAUGAUGGAAUUUAUAAGUGUGAGACGUGCAACCAUUGCUUCCAUAGACCUUGUAUAACUGGAUUAAGAAGAGGAUGUCCUAAAUGCUCAAGAAUGAAGGAAAAGAAAGUAAUUGAGAAUGAAGAAAGUUGAUUAUUUUUAAUUUUAUUUUAAUAAACAUUCAAGGGUGCGGAACUGAUGAAUUAUCAAUUUUGUAUAAGUUUCGUACCCUUGUAAACAUUUUGAUUA
Messenger RNA from Chironomus riparius, 1662 nucleotides. Lineage: Eukaryota; Metazoa; Arthropoda; Insecta; Diptera; Chironomidae. The record is from the annotation of a GenBank genome assembly.